AUGGUUGGUGUCUAUUUUCUGGACUUUAUUUCUGGACAAGGUGAAGCUCUGACUGGCUUUGAGAUCUCUAUAAGCAAGCCCACGAAGACAAGCAACCAGCAUGACGUCUCCGGGCCUAGUUCUCCAUUCUUACGUACUUGGCGUUGCACUCUCCUUUUUCCCGUGGAAAACCCGCAUCUUAUCGCAGACAAGUACUGGAAUGAUAGGGUGUCCUGGGACGAGAGCGUUCUACGAUCGGAAGUAAUGGAGGAAUUGAUUUCGGAUCGUGUUCAAAUUCAUCGAAUUCUCUUCAACGCCUUACCACCUCAACCGGCUCGUGAAUCGCGCCUCCUUCGUGGGCGACAGAUUCUGGUGAAGACGAAGGGUGCAGAUUCGGAUGCAGAUGAAUUGGUUGUAGGAGUCGCGAUCGUCAGCACUUCAGUAAAUCAUGGAGUCGUGGUACCCGAGGUGCCACAGGAACUCCUCCCCUCGGCCCACUUCACCAAGGAACAUCUUCUUAUUGAAAGAAUUACCGAUCACUCGAGACCGUUUUGCCGUGUCACGCUUAUUUCAGAGGCUGAUAUAAAGGGCUUCUCUCAGGAAUGGUACACUAACCAAUGGGGUCAUUACCUUCUUCGAAGACUUUUGGCUCUGCGUCACAGCUUUGCUCAACACUCCGAACCCGUCCAAGGCCUUAACUCCUCUCCUCCUUCUCUUCCUGCGGCAAAGCAAACCGAAUCUUUCGCCUAA
This is a messenger RNA of Hydatigera taeniaeformis, 729 nucleotides long. The record is from the annotation of a GenBank genome assembly. NCBI's taxonomy places the organism in Eukaryota, Metazoa, Platyhelminthes, Cestoda, Cyclophyllidea, Taeniidae.